Diatraea saccharalis (sugarcane borer) is the source of this 546-nucleotide messenger RNA. The record is from the annotation of a GenBank genome assembly. NCBI's taxonomy places the organism in Eukaryota, Metazoa, Arthropoda, Insecta, Lepidoptera, Crambidae.
AUGUGUAAAACUUCUGAAAACCCUCCUGAGAUAACAGUAGAGAGGUCCUGGGUCCACACGGGCGAGGGAUUCAGGGCCGAAUUGCUGUGUACUGUUCUAGCAGAUCCACCUGCUGAGGUGACGUGGUACCAAAACUCGUUUCCUUUGAGUGCCACCGAUCGUAUAACAAUGUCAGCUCGCGGCAACAAUCACACUCUACUAAUCGCCAACGUUCAACCUGAGGACUUUGGCAAUUAUAGGUAGGUAUAUGCGUUCCAAAAUCUGAUGGCAAAUCGGGCCUUCACUAAAAAUUAUUGUAGUAAUCGGCCAACCAUUUUAUUGUAGUAGUCGUCACGCCAAAGAUAUUAAGGAAUUAAUUCAAUGAAAAAAAAUAAGUGUCAAGACCUUGUUAGUAACUGGUAAAUUCAUAAACACACUUAAAAAUUCGUUUUGGCUUUUUCGGCAUUUCUCAAAAUAAAUUAAUAUUUUCAAAAAUAUUUACAACAUUGAGAUGUUUCAUUUCUUUUUUUUUUGCCAUUAAAAGGUUUACCACAUACACCUAUAUAA